UGUCUUCCGUUGAGGCUUUCCGUUUUCUGUUGUUAUUCAAUAUGAUUCCAGUUGGAUCUGAUGUUGAAGCAACGUGUUAGGCUAUCAUUUUUGUUGACAAUAUUUUUAUGUUUAGUUCAUACAAUAUAAUUUCUACAAUGAUUUUCAUUGAUGAAUAAUCGUCAUGCCUAAAGUUCAGUCUAAUUCUAUGCGUAGCCUAUGGACUUUACUGGUGCGGCACGAAUUUGUAAGCCACUAAAAUUCAUCUUGCUUACCUACUCUAGUGGUAGUGUUAUAAUCAUCUACGUAGUGUAAACAUCGUGCGCCAAAUAAUUUCGUUAAAGUCCGAUGUCACAAACUCUCAAGUAUGGAUUCCAGCAAGCAGCCUUCUUUAGACGACACAAUGGUGAGUCACCUGAGCAACACCACCACUCUGACCACCACCUCCAACCGAGCAGACCUGAGGCUGUGCCUUGUUGGCCAACUGGCCAGUGAUGUGGACACUCUCCAGGCAGCUCAGAAAUUCCAUCUACCUGUGGUGACGUCAGAAAAUGGGCUUGAAUAUGCAGCAGAUCAGAGUCACUGCACAUAUUUUGUGGUGGCUGAUUUUGAGAGCCCUGAGUACGCCGCUCUGCACGAGGUCACAUCAAGGAUACUGGGGAAGCCUGCCCUGCUGGACAUGGCCAUCACUCAGGACGGAGUAACUCCUUCACUUGUGCUGCACACACGACCUGUUUACUGCCACGUCAUGCGCUCCUGCAUUGUUGUCUUCACAGGAUUCAAGAGGAAAAAUGAUGUGGCCCGGUUGUUGCGUCUGAUUCACAUGAUGGGUGGAAGCAUCAAGAACGAGAUGGGCGAAAGAGUGACGCACCUCAUAGCCGUGUGCUCCACAGGCGACAAGUAUCAGUAUGCAGUCACGUUUGGCAUUCCUGUGGUGACACAAAAGUGGGUCGACACCGCCUGGGCCCAUAGGGACGAUAUUGGCGCCCGUGCUGCCAAUACUGACAUGGAGAAAGAGUUUUACCUUGGCGUGUUCCACAACCUCCGUGUUGUGCUAGUGGGUUUCAAUGAAGAAGACCAGCAAACUAUGCAGCGCAUGUUGGAUCAAAACAGCGGCACCGUUACGGAGCUCAAAGACAAAUCAGCCACUCACGUCGUGCUGGAAGACCAGCGCGUCAAAGAAAAACCUCCGGACUGUCCUCCAAAGGCCCACGUGGUUAAGGCAGAAUGGUUCUGGGCCUCCAUUCAAAUAAACGCUUGUGCAAAUGAAAGUCUCUACACAUUCGAAGUGCCUGUUGGGGAGCGAGGGCCCGGCGGCGUGACGUCGCCCCGCAACUCCACCACCACCCCAGCCAGCGGCAUGGGUGGUGGUGGCGGUGCGGCGGCGGCGGGAGGAGAGCGAGGUGGUCUUUUCUCUCCAGCGACGCCGAGGUCUCGGUCUCGCAGGCGCAAGAGGCUGCGGGAGACCAUGCAGCAGCUGGCCUCUGAUGACAGCCCCUGUGCUCCUGGCUCGCAGCUCCAACUCCCCGCCAGUAAGAGGCGGUCAUCAGUGGCAGACCUAAUAUCCUACGUCUCUGGUGACGGCUCCUUACUGGACGACUCCCAUCACACGCCUGCGGGACAAAACGUCAGUGCAAUGAAGACGCCGCUGUCACCACCUUCCACGGACCUGAAGCACCUGACGCCUCGACAGCGCGUCUUCCAUGAACUCGUCAAGACUGAGUGCAACUAUGUGGCCAUCCUGGACACCAUCAACAAGGUUAUCAAAGAGCCUCUGGAAGACGACAGCCAACCUGGAGGGCCUCUGCUGGACAGUCAGGAAUUGCGCUAUAUUUUUGGUCAUCUGCCGCCCAUACACGACGUGCACACCAAAAUGCGUAACGACUUCCUACACCUUGCACACAACUGGCAUCCUGACGCGUCUAUUGGACAAAUAAUACUCAAUUAUUCCGACGACCUGGAGAAAGCUUACCCACCAUUUGUAAAUUAUUUUGAAAACGUCAAGGAGAUGCUGGAAAAGAUCUGUCACGAGCGACCGCGUUUCCACGCUUUCUUGAAGAUCGCCCAGAGCAAACCAGAGUGCAGCAGACAGAGCUUCCAGGAGCUGCUGAUUAGGCCCGUGCAGCGGCUGCCUUCCAUGAGUCUCUUGCUCAAUGAUAUGCUGAAACACACGGACCGCAACCAUAACGAUCACACGGCGUUGAGCAAUGCACUCGACAAGAUCAAGUCUGUCAUGACUUUCAUCAACGACAACAAGCGCAAAACUGAAGCAAAACUCAAGCUUUUUGAGAUACACAAUGAUAUUGAAUACUGUCCACCGAACUUGGUAGCGUCGCAUCGCACGUAUGUGAGCCGCGCGGACGCGACCGAGCUCAGCGAUACGUGCAGUGGGCGCGGCGACUCCUUAACUCUCUUCGUCUUCAAUGAUGUCCUUGAGGAGAAUUUUCUUGUACCAAUGGACCCGCACCAUCUGGACAUCGAGUCCAGUGACGUUGGCUUCGCCACGUCUCUGAGUAAAGCUCUACGGUUCGCUGCUCGCACUGGACGCAAGGUGAGUCGAGCAUUCAGUUUCAACAAGAGUCCUGGCGGGAAGUUGAAGCGCGCCGUGUCUACUGUGAUGAGUCCCUUCGCCACGCUCCCCAACCCUGCCAUGAGAGCCGCUGCCUCCGUCACCAAUCUUGCGGAUCUGUCGUUGACUGGCACUCCUCCUCCUCCCAACUCCUCCACAAUGGGUGGAAUGAACGCCAUGGUAACUCCCACAUCGCGGCGGCGUUUACCGCUCAAAAAUCUUUGACAAUCAUCGCGGCGCUCCCUUCGUAUAAACACCUCCACCAUCAUGGAAGUGUGCACUGACCCGCCAGCGGUCGGCGGUGAUACAGGGAGCGUCGCGCCUCAGGGAUCCACUUCCGUCAGGAGACUUGGCAGCUUUCGCUUGCCUCGAGACGGAUCAUUCAAAGAAAAGUUCAGAAGAGUUAAACAUUCAUCCUCUGCUGAGGAAGCAGAUAAGCGCGGGACUGCAGCUACCGCAGUUGACCCUAGUGUGGACCUGCGAGCUCAUGCUGCAAGUGCUGACGACGUGUUUAGUGGCGGCAGGGAGUCGCGGAUCGACGAGGAAUCCGAGAGUAUCCAAUCUGCCCAAGGUUCCAUUCGCAAAUCUUCGGUGAUGAGCAUCACAGAUAAGCGGCUAGUACGAAGAGACCUUUGCAGAACGGAGAGCGAGAGCACAUUUGGGAGCAGCGGAGCUAUUUCAUUUCAACAAGGCCCCAGUUAUGACGAAGAAGAGACAAGUAGCUUGAACAGACGAGAGGUGCAAAGAAAAUGCAGCGGCGAGAGCGUUAAUGAAGACAACGCGAGCGUCCUGCUUGACUGUUUCUUUCUUGACCCCGCAGUGAGUUCUCGGGAAGACCUCCCCAGUACAGGAGUAGAUGAAGUAGACGUCAGAAGACGAGCAUCCGUUGCCCAUAAUGGUUCAGCAAGUACCGAAAGCGCUAGUAAAGGAAGCAUAGAAGAAAAUAAUGUUCCUGGUGAUUGCGGGAUCAUCAGAGAAGAGGACGAAGGGAGAGGACAGUGCCGGCGGUCUCAAAGAAGAUUGUCCGGUAAAAGCGGCAGUAAUCCAGAAUCUUGCAAGAAUGGAGAUGUGGCCACUGAAUUGGUAGAGGCCUCCGUUAACGUCCAUGCUGAGGACGAGACUGGAAUCACAUCUGUCUCAAAUGCCGCUGAAAUUGACUGCCUGCACAAUGGCAGAACAGCAAGCGGCCAAUAACAGUUUAAAUGAUAUUUUUUACCUCUUAUGAUGCUUCUGAGAAGUAUGUAGAUCUGUAAAUUUCGCGUAAUUGAAUAUGUUUAAUUAGCUAAUGGCGAUGUGUUUCUGCUUAACGUUUGUAUGUUCUCUUCAUGAAAGAGGAAUGAAAUAAACAGACCCAGUACUUCAUGUACGGAAAGAGUCGCAUGCCUUGAACGUUUAGCGAAGUAUCCAGUGCAUAAAUAUUGCUAGAGUAUCACUACAAGUGUCACCUUGUACACGUCUUAUCCAAGCAUAGUAUGUACUCAACUCGAGAACUGUAGGUAUAUCUCAUGAGAUCGCUCGAGUGUAGUGCUCUUCAUCUACGGUCUCAGUGAUAAAAUGAAGCCGUGGACUUGCCUCCUCCUUGUUUGGACGGGAGCAGCUCAACUUCCUAGAACAAAGCGAGCGUGGAGUGCACUCAAGAGUAACCUAUAUCUAUUAACAGUAAACUUGAUCAAAAUGAAGGAAAAAGGCUGUCAUCAUAAUUUCCUGUGCAUAAUUCUAAUACAUUUGCUACUCGUGUAUUAACAUUUGUCUCCUCAGUUCGAAUCAGCCAUGUAUUACAGAGCGUCAAUUUUGUUGGACUAUCAGCUUUACAUUUCAUACUGCCUUUGAAUGAAAGUUUUCUAGUUUCCGGUGGCCAUCAACGCAUCUUUUACCGGUUACUAAUUUCGUGGCAAUAACUAUUAUCGUCCAAUACCGUUCCUUUUAUCAUUUAUUACGGAAGCAUUUCAUGAUGUACGCGGUCUGGCGGGGCGGCAGAAUACGGUCUGGCGGUCUGGCCAGACCGUAUAAUCUACGCGGUCUGGCGCGGCAGGGUAUGAACCUCUUCUUUCCUGUAUUCGGUCAUAAAUAUAAAACAUGCUUGGAUCAUCGUAAUGUAUGUUCCCAAGUAAUUUUUUCUGCCGUGCUUAACUAAAUAGUUUAGUGCGUUACUGGGCCAAGAACGAACGUAUACGUCAGUGUCGUACCGAGCGAAUUCAUCUCGUUUUUAACAGAGGACAGCAAUUCUCGAAACUUGCAGUACACUACUAGGAUGCCACGUCAACAAAUACAAAGAUAAUUAUUUGCCAUCCCGCUAACUGGGAUUGAAAUUUCUAAGCAACGCUUUGUAUUUCGUGGAAUAUAUUUCUAGACAUGCGAACUAUGUCCGUUUUUCAGUAUACUGUGCGCUGGAAGUGCCAACUAAUUUAAACAUUCUUAUAUAUCACCCUUGAUAUUCUAUAUUAUUUUCUUGUUAUGUUAAAGUGGCUGAUAAAUCGCCCCUCGUCACCAAGUGGUAUUUUUUAGGGAAUACUUUCAUGGGCAUAUACUUGUCCCGUAAUGCUCUGUUACCUUGUUAUUCAAGACUCUCAAAGUGAACUGUAAGAAAAUUUCUUCGUGUUGCAAGGAGGACGGGUUUUGAUACAUAAUUCCGAUUACAAAUAAUAUUGAACGGAUUUUGUCUGGAUUAUUAAUAGAUGGAACAACGACGACCUAGAAAUUUCGCAGCUAUUCUUUUCCUAAAAAUGUAACACUUUUUUUAUCUUUGCUUCUAUAAUUAUCAUCUGAUGUUUUUAUGCUCUUCUGGAGAUUUUUUUUCUCGGCGUAUUCGUUGGACAUCUUUUUCGCCUUGUUUGAUUUUGAAUUAUCGUCUAUAUCCCUAUUUUCAAACGUAAUGUUUUCAAAAAACGCUGCUCGCUCUCACGAGCGUUUAUGUGCUUAACGCAAACUAACAACAUAUUGCUGCUCUUAAUUUCGAUAAAAAGUCAUAAUCUACCUACAUUCGAGCAAAACUAUUCUGCUGCCUGAUCUUCUGAAAAAAACCGGGUCUUGAUUUCUUACAAUGUCUUGAUCAUUCAAGACUUCGGAAAGAUUUAUUAAUGACCACUUGAUUUAUUCACGGUAUACCAAAUUCACAUUCAAGUUGAACGUCCUGUGUUAAAAUUCUGGUGCCAAGUGCUCAUUUUGCUAAUAUAACUUUUUUUUUUUUGCUUAUUCAAAGUUUGCACGGUGGUACCAACUAGCGAGUAUUAUAACACUGCGACAUCGUGAGGCUGUGUUGUGUUUGCGCUGCUCUUUGCGUUACUUCAUCUGUCGGUAUGAGGCAUCAUAGUUUCACUGUCUCGAUGUAUAUUCGACAAAAUAAAGUUGGGGAUUUGGACACGGCGCAGAUUUUUUUCUAAGUGCACGUGAAUGGUGUUAUGGGUAUGAAGCAUGCAUCAUAAAAGUCGCUUAUCUUCACUAAAUAUAUAUUUUGUAAUAUCAUAUAUUUUCCGCUAUCAUAACUUUAAGUCCGGCGCCAUCAUACAAGUUUUUGUGUAAACUAUUCUUGUAUUUUUACACCAAUGAGCUAGGGAAAUUGUAACAAUUGGCGUCGACAAUUGAGCGAUAAAUUCGUAUGACAACUCCCUGGAAACCGCGUCUGUCGUUGCGAUCUAGGUCAUCUAUAGGGAGAUGUACGAUAUAGUGCACCAACUGUUUGUUAUUACACGUUAAUUGAACGUGUCUAUAAGCGCAUACGUAUUACAUGAAAUCUCUUAAUCGUUGCUUUUGUCCCAGUUCCAGUUAACGACAUUUUAAGUUGUUAAGUCUCUGCAUUUACUUUUUUUGGGGGGUCAGUUUCAUGUGUAAAUAAAUAACUACCCUGAUGAUUUUGUAUCUGCCCAACUCACGGCGGCGCACUGAGUAUUAGGUACUUUGUUCUGUAAAACUUGUUCUAGGCAUCGCAUUCAGCUUGUGUACGAAAUUGUUCCAAGUCACCGGCAAUGGUGCCACCCACUCGUGAAAGACGGUCACAAUGUAAUGAUUCUCCUAUGUGAUGUGAUGAUUAGGCGUUCGUUUGCUGUUAUAUUAUUAUGAUAAGUUAGUGACAACUCGUGGAACAAUUUUCUCUAUGAACUGUUUGAAUUGAAAGCUUUCCGUGAUAUGAGUGAGUUACGUUAGAGAUUGAUACUCAAGCCAUGUUCCAAUUUAAUAUUUAAUUCACAUUCGAAUUCGUUUCACUUCAUGAGGCGUUCCGCAAGCAUUACUCGCAACCAGAUCCAAUGUCGUCUGAUUGAAACAUACGGUACUACUCGUACAUCGUAAUAUCUGCUCCUCUACUUGGUAGUCGCUUUAGUUAGAACGUAGUCAUUAGCUUUUACAUGUACAAAAUACGGACAGCGGUUAUCGGCCCUUAUCACAAAGUUAAACUCUUUGACCUUGUAAAUAAAGUAGCGUGUCUCCUUGUACCCUAGUUCGUUGUAUAUAAUCGUAUUUUUAUUUAGGCGCUUUGUAACAAGUAGUUGAGAAAGAUCUGCAAUUUACAAAUUUUGAAUUGUAAUCGUAGCUUGUGUGCAGGUCUUGUGAGUUAACGUAUGACUGAACAACUAUCAAACGUUGUAUGUCAACUCUAUUUUUUCAAUUGUUCAAGACUGUUCUGUUAUUUGUUUCUGAUGAAACUAUCCAUGACCUGUUGCGACUGUAAACGCUGGAACAAAUUUCUGAAAUAUGCUCAUGUUUCAAUGUUGAGUCGUGCACACGAGCUAGCAUCACAGCUGGCGAUAUCAAUGAUUGUCCCGAGGCCCUACAGUAAAAACUGAUUACGGUAACAACGAUUAGUGCAGACACGGUACAAGAGUAUAUACUCUUGUACCGUGUACACAGCAGGUCCAGUAGAGCAUCUAAAACUUUCACAAAGUUCCAAGACUUCUAAGCCAACUUGCAUGCUUGUCGAACGUUCACAAGCUUUGGUCGUUGGCUAUUGACUUUUUUUUCUAUUUCGAUUAAUAUUUUGUGACAUGGUAUUUUAAGUUUACUCGUUAUAUGGUUGUUUUCCUCCUCACCGAGAGGAACUUUUUCACCAUGCAACAACUCCUCUUAAUGUGAAAGAACUGUACAUUUUAUUGCUUAUCUGCCCUAGUAUCGGAGCAUCACUUUUUAUACCUACUGCACGAUAAAUAUAGAGCGUACUUAACCAAAGUUUUAAACGCUAGGAGUAGAACAAACGUAUGCAUGUUGAACAUCUACUCUUCUCAAGUGUUAUUCUCCGUAACCUAAAAAAGUGAUAUGUUAUCGAAACUUUUCGAGGUUAGUUGAGCUGUAAUUCUGCUUUUUGUGAUCAACUCAGUCGCGCUCAUUCCCUGCCCGGCAAGACAUGAAGAGCCCGGCUCAUCUCAAAUUACCGGGAGUUACGAGCAAACUCAUAUUCUCAUCCCAUCGGUGCGAUCAAUUUUUAGUUUACGAACUUUUAUUUUAUUCUCGCAUAAGUACAAUGAUAAUCACGCUGUUUGAGCACAUACGUUGUAUGAUUUAUUGACAAACAAUGGUUCCCCAAUAGGUAUAUAUUUAGUGUACUCCGGAUAUUAAUUUUCUAAAUCGAUAAUUGUAUAUCUAAAUGUAUUUCAUUUUCUGGAUCUUUAAUUAAUGCUAUUUAGAUGAAAUGAUGGCUCUUCCAAGACAUUUAUUUCAUCACACGAAUGAUAUUUUGUGUUUAUUUGUGUCGAUAACGUAUAUACUCAUUAUGUGCUUUCGAAUCAUUCGUUUGAAAAUCUUGUAAAUUUUCGGCAGCUGAUUAUUUUUAAUGCAUUCUUCAUCAAUUUUUGCACUCAUCCUUGCCCGUAUCUUUCAUACAAACUUGAGUAUGAAGAUAUGCGCUUGAUUACCGCAAGCGAUAUCGCCGAGUAAAGGCAUCUUUUUUAGUUGCACAUUUAUUGGUGAAUUGUGUGAAUUUAUGUGAUCACGUCGCCGCGUUCAAAUUGGCAUGUCUAAGAAUAUGGUGCCGAGCAUUGCUUCGUUAUGACGCAAUUACCAGUUACUUUUUGUAUUGCUCAUUAAACACGUCUUUAUAAUCAUAAUAAUGCUGGCAAUUAGUGCAUCACUGCCGUCUGAUGCGGUUUGUUUAUAUCGCUGUUACUCUUGAACCUUCGCCUUUACUGAACCUGUCCACCAAAACCUAUUUUUAGCUAAUGAAAAUCAUGACUACG
Hyalella azteca is the source of this 8709-nucleotide messenger RNA. RefSeq names its product protein ECT2. Gene Ontology annotation, molecular function: GTPase activator activity; guanyl-nucleotide exchange factor activity. Gene Ontology annotation, cellular component: nucleus; cell cortex. Gene Ontology annotation, biological process: activation of GTPase activity; mitotic cytokinesis; nervous system development. Bases 347 to 2773 code for a protein of 808 amino acids. The transcript is spliced from 16 exons. NCBI's taxonomy places the organism in Eukaryota, Metazoa, Arthropoda, Malacostraca, Amphipoda, Hyalellidae. The record is from RefSeq and is a predicted model, not a curated record.